AUGAGUACUGAGCACGGCUUCCAGCCAUCCGAACCGCAGCAUGCAGUGCAGACGGCCCUGGCCGAACUUAUAGAGACUUUUGCCCACAUGGGUGUGCAAGUUCACGACUUCCAGGGGACCCCGGAUGCGCUCAAGGGGCUAGCACAUAACAUCAAUGGUGCCCUGACGAAAAUCGCACAAUUACAAGGUCAAGUGGACCCAACGGUUCUCAUUCCGGCAGACGUUGUUCAGUACGUUGUCGAUGGACGCAAUCCAGACGUGUACACGAGGGAGUUUGUAGAGGCCGUCAGGAGACUCACACAACAUCUGAGGGGGAAAAGGGCAGCUUUUCAUCAUUUCCAACAUGUCCUAAGAGAUAAAAUGGAGAGUGAGUUCCCCGAACUCAAGGUUGACCUUGACAAUCUCGUUGAGAACGGAGUUUAG
Molecule: messenger RNA, 423 nt
Organism: Pichia kudriavzevii
Lineage: Eukaryota; Fungi; Ascomycota; Pichiomycetes; Pichiales; Pichiaceae
Exons: 1
Coding region: 1-423 (140 amino acids)
Biological process (GO): regulation of transcription by RNA polymerase II
Cellular component (GO): mediator complex
Molecular function (GO): transcription coregulator activity
Source: RefSeq, a predicted model, not a curated record